AUGAGCCGUCCACGCAGUUGGAACUUCAACAUCGAUCACUACCUGAAUCCCUUUGUGCCGUCGCCGCCGUGGAAAUACUUGCCCUACCCUCUGACAUGGUUCCUCGGAUACCGCAAAACGAAGCCGCAGGAGACGGGCAAUUUGGUGGCAGUCUUUUGGGCUUUCAUCGGCGUCUUCGCGUCCCUUGUUCUCAUUCAGGCAGUGUCCACGCGAGUUCCCUCCUUUGAGUCUCAUGGCGCGCCCAUCAUUGUGGGCAGUUUCGGUGCUGCUGCAGUUUUGGAGUUUUACACGAUCGAGGCACCACUCGCCCAGCCUCGGAAUGCCAUCGUUGGCCAGCUCAUCGCCACCGUCAUCGGCAUCGCUGUCGCCAAGCUUUUCCAGCUGAACCAUGAGUUCGAACGCGUCCGAUGGGUUGCCGGUGCGCUUGCUUGCGCAUUGGCAACGGCCCUCAUGGCCCUCACCAAGACAGUUCACCCGCCUGCCGGCGCCACGGCUCUGCUGGCCGUCGUAGACACCACCUUGGUCCGAAUUGGGUGGUUCCUCCUCCCAGUCGUCAUGUUGGGAUGCGCGCUUAUGCUUGGGGUGGCAUUACUGGUCAACAACAUCCAACGACGAUUCCCCAUCUACUGGUGGACCCCCGAUAACCUCGGCAGAACCGAACCCAUCUUGCAGAGGCCGACCUCUGAUGAAGUGAAGGAACACGCAGUGGACCAAGACGACGCCAUGGAAAGCUCUCUCCCACCAGCCGGAUCCUCAGCCAUCGUGGGCACGGCUGGCCAUACGGAUUCCCACCCCGAAUUGCAGGCUCGAGAUUCCGGCCCGAGGUUCAACAGUGGCCUCCAACACCCCCAAGAGGUCGUCGUAAUCAAGCGAGGAGUCGUUCUUGUUCCGGGACACAUGUACCUGACACAAGAAGAAGCCCAGCUUCUAGAAACUAUGAGUCUGCGACUGUAA
Messenger RNA from Ustilaginoidea virens, 954 nucleotides. RefSeq lists its product as uncharacterized. The transcript is spliced from 2 exons. NCBI's taxonomy places the organism in Eukaryota, Fungi, Ascomycota, Sordariomycetes, Hypocreales, Clavicipitaceae. Bases 1 to 954 code for a protein of 317 amino acids. The record is from RefSeq and is a predicted model, not a curated record.